AUGGAGAUUUCGUUGCAUUUUAGAUGUAGAAUGGCGUUCCCUAAUAGAGGCGGUUGUUUGAAUUUGAACCUCGCUCCAUUUUCUGCUUUAGCUUCUUCUUCGUGGGGCAAAGCAAGUAGAGGAGUUUCUUGUGUUAAUGCUAGUUCAGAUUUUUCUAGGAAAAGACAACAAAAGAAGGGUUCAAUUUCGAAGUCAAAGGGGUCUGGUAAGGGUUUUGUACCAAAAUCAUCUAUUGGAUCAAGUAGUAAGAAAAAUGCUAGAGUGAAGAAAGGAGAACAAACACUUGAUGUUAGUGUUGAGGAUGAUAAAGAUGGGGAAGUUGAGUUUUCCGUUGAGGAGAAGCUUGCGAUUGUUGGUAAAACUAGUGAAAUUGAUAGGGAGUUCGGGGACUUGUCUUUGAUAGAUGAGACACUGGGUGUUGUUGAGAGUAAUCGAGGUGAGGGAAUUGAAAGCAUUCAUAUUGGUAAGGAUGUCGAUGAUGUUCAACUAAGUGAGGAGGAAGUUUCUUAUAUCGGAGACAAUGGGAAUGGUAAGGGUACAGGUGCUGGUACUGAUGGUGGUAUAAUAAAUGAGGAAGCUUCUCGGAUGUUGAAAUUGAAGUUGGAAGAAAAUUUGCGAAAGCAGGAAAUAGAGAGGAUUGCGGAGGAAAACUUUUUACGAGGGACACAGAUGUUUGUAUAUCCUCCUGUGGUUAAGCCUGAUCAAGAUAUAGAAGUGUUUUUUAAUAAGAACCUUUCAACACUAAGAGAUGAACAAGAUAUUUUGAUCAUGGGGGCAUUUAAUGAUUGGAAGUGGAAAUCUUUUACAAUCAGAUUGAAUAAAGCAGAUCUUAAGGAUAAUUGGUGGAGUUGCCAAUUGUAUGUGCCACUAGAAGCCUACAAAUUAGACUUUGUGUUCUUCAAUGGAGAGAGUGUUUAUGACAAUAAUGACCAGAAAGAUUUCUGUAUACCGGUUCAAGGUGGAAUGGAUGUAUUGGCAUUCGAAGAAUUUUUGCUUGAGGAGAAACGUAAAGAACUAGAAAAGCUUGCUAAGGAGCAAGCUGAAAGGGAAAGAAUUGCGGAAGAGCAAAGGCAGAUAGAAGCAGACAUAGCUGAAAAGGAAGAGGAUAGGUUACAGGCAAGGUUAGAGGUUGAUAGGAGGCAAGAAACGGUGCUGCGGUUGAUGAAAAAUGCCGUAAAAUCUAAUGAUAAUGUUUGGUAUAUUGAACCUAAUGAGUUUAAAGGCAAGGACUUGGUCAGAUUAUAUUACAAUGGAAGCUCAGGUCCUCUUCAACAUGCUAAGGAAAUAUGGAUUCAUGGUGGGCACAACAAUUGGAAGGAUGGAUUAUCAAUUGUUGAAAGGCUUGUCAAAUCUGUCUUGAAAGGCGGUGCUUGGUGGUAUGCCGACGUUGUUGUACCUGACCAAGCUCUUGUCCUCGAUUGGGUCUUUGCUGAUGGUCCACCUCAAAAUGCAGUUGUGUAUGAUAACAACCAUAAGCUAGAUUUCCAUGCCAUUGUUCCUAUGGCUGCACCUGACACACGGUAUUGGGUCGAGGAAGAGCAACUUAUAUACCAAAAACUUCAAGAGGAGAGGAGAUUGAGGAAGGAAGCUAUACGUGCAAAGGCUGAAAAAACAGCACUAAUGAAAGUCGAAACAAAGGAAAAAACUUUGAAAAGAUUUUUGCUAUCUCAAAAACAUAUCGUCUUUACCGAGCCUCUUGAUGUUCAAGCAGGGAGUACAGUGACAGUGUUUUAUAACCCCUCAAACACAAUUCUGAAUGGAAAACCUGAGGUUUGGUUUAGAGGCUCAUUUAAUCGCUGGUCUCAUCGUAAUGGUCCAUUGCCACCUCAGAGAAUGUUGCCUGCAGAGAAUGGCACACAUGUCAAAGCCUCUGUUAAAGUUCCACUGGAUGCAUACAUGAUGGACUUUGUGUUCUCUGAGAGUGAAAAUGGUGGAAUUUUUGAUAACAGAUUUGGAAUGGAUUACCACAUACCUGUUUUUGGUGGUAUUGUAAAGGAACCUCCUUUGCAUAUCAUUCAUAUUGCAGUUGAGAUGGCCCCUAUUGCAAAGGUUGGAGGCCUCGGCGAUGUUGUUACUAGUCUAUCCCGAGCUAUUCAAGACUUAAAUCACAAUGUGGAUAUCAUUCUUCCAAAGUAUGAUUGCAUGAAUCUUAGCAAUGUAAAGGACUUUCAAUUUCACAAAAGCUAUUUGUGGGGUAGGACUGAAAUAAAAGUAUGGCACGGAAAGGUCGAGGGCCUCUCUGUCUACUUUUUGGAGCCUCAGAAUGGGUUCUUUUCAGUUGGCUGUGUGUAUGGUCGUGCAAAUGAUGGAGAGAGAUUUGGUUUUUUUUGUCAUGCCGCUCUUGAAUUUCUUCUCCAAAAUGGAUUUAAUCCUGAUAUCAUUCACUGCCAUGACUGGUCAAGUGCUCCAGUUGCAUGGCUAUUUAAAGAACAGUAUACACAUUAUGGCCUUAGUAAGGCUCGAGCAGUCUUCACAAUUCAUAACCUUGAAUUUGGAGCCCCUUUAAUUGGAAAAGCUAUGGCAUUUGCAGACAAGGCAACAACUGUCUCCCCCACUUAUUCAAAGGAGGUUGCUGGGAAUCCUGCAAUUGCUCCUCAUCUUUACAAGUUUAAUGGUAUAAUUAAUGGAAUCGAUCCAGAUAUAUGGGACCCAUAUAAUGAUAACUUCAUUCCUGUACCGUACACAUCAGAAAAUGUUGUGGAAGGAAAAAGAGCUGCCAAGGAAGCCUUGCAAAAAAAGCUUGGUUUAAAAACAGCUGAUCUUCCUUUAGUAGGAGUUAUUACUCGAUUGACUCAUCAAAAAGGGAUACAUCUCAUCAAACAUGCCAUAUGGCGUACCCUAGAACGUGGUGGACAGGUGGUGUUACUUGGUUCGGCUCCUGAUCCCCGCAUCCAAAAUGAUUUUGUGCAUUUGGCUAAUCAACUGCAUUCUUCUCAUAAUGAUCGGGCAAGACUUUGCCUUGCAUAUGAUGAACCUCUUUCCCACUUGAUAUAUGCCGCUGCUGAUUUCAUUCUUGUUCCUUCAAUCUUUGAGCCAUGUGGACUCACUCAACUCACAGCUAUGAGAUAUGGUUCAAUACCUAUUGUUCGAAAAACUGGAGGACUUUACGAUACAGUAUUUGAUGUUGAUCAUGAUAAGGAUAGGGCCCAAGCCCAAGAUCUUGAACCAAAUGGAUUCAGUUUCGAUGGAGCUGAUGUAGGUGGUGUUGAGUAUGCUCUUAAUAGGGCAAUAUCCACGUGGUAUGAUGGCCGUGAGUGGUUCAAUAAAUUGUGCAAGACGGUAAUGGAGCAAGACUGGUCUUGGAAUCGGCCUGCUCUGGACUACUUAGAGCUUUACCAUGCAGCACGGAAGUUGGAAUGA
Messenger RNA from Lathyrus sativus (Indian pea), 3360 nucleotides. The record is from the annotation of a GenBank genome assembly. NCBI's taxonomy places the organism in Eukaryota, Viridiplantae, Streptophyta, Magnoliopsida, Fabales, Fabaceae.